CGGUUUAAUGCAAACCUUCCCCUCCGUCCGAUUUAAAGCUCUCGACUAUGUUUUUGAGACCACCACCAGUCUGAAGCUAAUGAUGAACCUACUGGCGCUGCCAGCACCUUACGUCACUGGUACCAGUGACCUGUACCCACACAGGGGCCAGCUGCCCGAAGUCACCUACAGGACACCGUGGAUCAGAGGAAAGGUGAUCUCAACCUGCAAACUCUUUGUCAGUGGUUCGGUGCUCGAUUACCUGGGAGAAAAAAGCCAAGCAGAUAUUCCACCAGAAAGAUUUAAAGUGACUCUGAGUGAUGUGAAAGGGGAUGUGGAGCUGAUACCCAGCUCUAAUCCUGACUCACUGGAGGAUGUAGACCCAAAUGAGUAUUUCUGCCUUUUAAAAGAGACACGGAUCAAUGACACGUGUCGGGAAUCAUUUUUUAAGUGGACAGCUGACCAGAUGAAACAUGGAAAGGAAAACCAAGAUCUCCUCCUGCCAGACGAGCUCAUCCUUGCCGAUCCCCUGCCACACUUUAAGAGACAUUUACCCACGCUGAAGGCCAAGCUGUCCAGGCUGAGGAUGCUUCCUGUGGCCGACCCUCUGCAGAGCUCAACGGGAGUUACCCUCUCUGAGGACGCCAUAUUCAGGUGUGCGUCUUUUGAAAAACCUCCUGACGUGCACACCAGGGACCUCCAGACGUGUGCAAACAUUCACGAGGAGUUUGGUAAAGAGUCACUAAUGAAAGAAGAGUCUCUUUUGCUUCCCGUGGUGGUGGACACACUGAGUUUGAGCCGAGACAACUGCACCACCUUCUCAAGCAUCUGUGAUCAGAUGACCGUUGCUCCUGAACAGCUGGAUGAGCAACUCCCAGUCCUGGCUGUGCUUCGUAAAGUCACAUUUCUCUCGGCUCUCCCGUCAGAUGGACCAGCAUCGGUUGACAUUUCACGAUACCAAGUACCAGAGGAGCCCAACAAGAAAUGCAGCAUCAAGGAAAGCUUGUUGGAUCCGGCAGGACGCGUGAUGCUUCCAACUGAAAUGGAGCUGGACGUGACUUUGACCCCGAGUGCCAAGACCAGCCAAACCCAAACAUGGCCGCCCACCUGUGAACUCCAGAAGGAAGAGGAGAUAUCACUUCUAAUUGUCUUGUCACACGAAUGAUUGUCACGUAGAUCUCUGGUGUCAGCAAGAGCUCAGCAAGAGAUGGAGACGGCACUUUGGAAAGCGGAGAAGCAUCUAACCUCCGUGGUGGGCUUCCUGUUGGCAGAGCCUCAAAUGUGCGAGCCGGCUGUCGACUUCCAUCCGCUGUCUGAAGCCUGGAAAGUCAUAAAGUCCGAGAAUCGGAGCUCGGUCGUCAUCGUCGGUGGCAGACCGCAGUCGGGGAAUGAGACCGCGGCCCCGCCUGUGUAUUUGUGCGGCAACAGAGAGUUCACAGAGAGCAUGAGGCCCGAGUUCCCCCCCGCCACAGAGGAAAAGAUGGAGGACUUCAAAAAACUGUCCCCUGAACACGUGGAGAUCACAUCCGUUCUGAUGAAGCCCACAAACGAAACUCCGUCGCCUCGCCCGAAGAAACGUGAAACGGACGCUUUUCCUGCUGAAGCGACCUCCGCCGCCACCCGUCUUCAAGAGGAAACCGAUGCCGAUGCGUACCAGAACGCCUCCCUGAUGCACACCGCCAACGCAAACCACAAGGCGGUAAAACCGGCGCCCUUAUUAUUUUCUCACUCUGCUGCCACCACCACCAGAGAUGGGGUUUCAGAGGGGAGGUUUCUAGAAGAUCCAGGCGUGGUUUCUGCCCGUAAGACCGAGCAGAGCGCCGGGUCCGCCGCACACCGUCACAGAUGCCCGCAGUUUAUGAGACGACCACCGGAGGAGGAGCUCAACCCUCUGGCCACCUUCAUGCUGCUGAGAUCUCGGCACACGGCUCCGGCUACUGAAGCGUCUCAGAGCUCGACUCCAGCACCAAACACGGACCAACCAAGCACACCAUCUGAGCACCGUCAGCCUCCACCAGCGCAGAUGCAAAGAUCAGAUCAGAGGUCGACGUAUAUGAGCAGCGCCAUGUCAGCAAAUGCUACUAGAGAGCAGAACGCAGCCGGCCAGGCGACGGGUACGAUCCUCCCUGCGGCGCGUCAGGCCGUCCCUCAGAACCGACAGGACAGCAGAGUGAUACAAGUCCAGGCUACCGACAGCCAGCAGCGAGCCCACAGUGAGCUGCUGGCCUUCGCUCAGCCGCGUCUGAGGGCUGCCAGGCAGCUGGGCCUCAACUUUCCGGUACGAGGAGACUUCAGCUGCCUGGCCCCGGACCAAACGCACUUCCUCCUCAAACAGCAGGAGAAGGCGCUCUGCAGGACACACGCACAGAGUGCCGAGCGGGUCGGAGAUCAGGAACUGCUUUUCAACCAGGCGGCUCUGAUUCACGUGUUGGUGACGUUUAAGGAGGUGCUGCUGAAGUGUGACCUCGGUACUGCAUUGGAGUACUUGACCACGGCAGCGGAGGCGUGUGCAGAGCAGAGUCUGGAGCCGCUGGUGAAGAGGCUGCAGAUCGUCCUCUACCUCAGCCACAAGAGCCAGGAGGCGAACCUCAAACUGCUGGAGCUGCAGGCGCUGCUGGCCUCGCGACUGCACGGCAGAACGGGACAGAACAACACGGAGAAAAUCCUCGUCAUAAUAUCGGUGGACUCCGACGACAUCAGAUCUCUGAUCAUCAGCAGUUUGAGCCGCGUGGCUGGUGCAGCCGUCACAGCAGUUUGUCCCGAGGGCGACAAGAAGAAGCUGAAUGGUGCCAGUGUGGUCAGCAGCGUGUGCGACAGCGCGUGCGUGGUGGUGUACGAGCAGCACGUCGGGCCCGACUUCCCCUGGAGCUGUUUCUCUCUGGUGGUGGAGUACGACCACCCGGGCCACUCCCCCUGGGCCACCGUCUGCAGGGAGAGGAGCAUCGGUCACCUCGCCUUCAGCACGACGCUCCCCGACGCUGAAGCCCCGUGGUCCCUGGAGGACGCGGUGCCAUACGUGCUGUUUGUCACUGAGGGACUCCUCAACUGUCCUCUGCUGCUGCAGACACUGGAGUCAGACUUUGACAUCACGAUGAUGGAGCGGAGCCACUGUCCGGCCCUACAGAUGCUCGGAGGGACCCAGCACUACGCUGCCAUCACAGUGGAUGAAAGCACCGUCAUCAUCAUUCAGGAGGAGGAUGAAUUGUGUGAGGUGCGAGCCAGUGAGAGAGUCGUGAUGAGGCUGACCGCUCUCUCUUUGCAAUACAACAACUGUUGGCUCAUCCUGCACUGCAGAGACAGCCAGGGAGGAGGGUUUUCCGCUGAAGCCUUCGGCAACUUGGUGUUGGUUUACUCGUCUCUGGUGCUGUUCGGCAUGAAGUCUGAGGAUCUCGACAUCAAGGUGCUGAUUGUGUCCGAGGUGAUUGAAAUAGCCAAAUGGAUCCGCCAGAUCUGCUUCCACAGCCUGACGGCCGGUGAGAAGGACCGGCUCAGCUACCUGGACCGAGACUGGCUGAGUGCGAUUCCUUCACAGGAGGAGAAGUGUCUGUUGCAGUUCCCGUCUGUUAACCCUCUGGUUAGUCAGCUGAUGCUGAGGAGAGCGCCGUCCCUCCAGUGGCUCCUGGGGGCCUCUCUGCCUCAGCUGAUGGAGCUGCUCCCCGAGGUGCCACAUAAAGUCCUCAAGCUGUUCAGUGACACCACCUCCCUCUGCACACGGACCACGGACCGGCCAGAGCCUCCGACCGACGGUCCACUCAACAGCCCCUGGACCACCGCUGCUGACCCAAAGGGCAUGGACUCUGACCCACAGCAAGAAGCCCCCAUCAAUCCCCACCCAGAACUAUUCUGCAGUCACCAGAACUCCAGCUUCCGGUUCGGAGCCGAUCAAAGCUUCAGCGAACCGUACCCGGACUCCACGGUGCAGGAGGGCAGCGUGGAUAGACUCGACCUGAGUUCCUCCUUUGGCAGCCCAGAUGUUCCCCUCCAGAGGGGCUGGACCGGCAGUGAUCCGUGGAGGGAGGAGGCCAGAGGCAGGGAGGAGGCGACAUUUUCUGGCUGGAGGCCCAGAGCCGGAGCGGUGGGGAGAGUAGUCGGAAGAGCAAACGACGAGUGGACGCAGAGAGCUCCAUCGAACCUCAGCAUCGACACUCGCGGAGUCCAGCCGGAGAGUCCUUUCACGCUGGACUCCACAUUCGGUCUCAGCCACCCGCUGCAGCCGCCGGCCAGCGGUCAGAGCUGCACUCCCUCUUCGGUCUACGGUGACCUCCAACAUCCAGGCAUCCAGCAGGGCCCCUACGGCCUGAGCCCGCCCACAGAGGUCGCGCUGUGGGGUCGAGGAGGUCACAGCAGCGCUGACCACCUCGCGAGUAGCGGAGAAACGCCGACGAGUUCGGCGCACUACGGCUCCAAAUGUGGGAUAGGACAAGAGAGGAAGAGGAGGGGCGAGGCCGCCGGUUCGGUGGGAACAGUGUUGACGCCACUGAAGAGAGGGAGGCUGAGCUAUGAGAAGGUGCCCGGCAGAAGUGACGGACAGACGAGGCUGAAGCUAUUUUAGGCGUGAACACCGACAAGAAAGUUACGUUAGAUUUCAGUUAAUUGCAUAAUUUAAAGCUUCUGAGGUUUUAUUCAUGUUAUAUGGUGGUUUUUUGCCUGGUUAGUCUGCAUAAUAGUUUCUAUUGUAAGCCAAGUUUCCCCAUCUUUUAAAUAUGGAUUAAAAUGUCUUUAUUGUAGGCAUAUAUUCUCUUAACGAGCAUCAGUGCUCCUUUCCUGAUAUCUUCUCAAACCAGCUGUGUUGAGAGAAAAAAAGCAGGAACAGAAAUUAAAUUGUGAAGACAUAAAUAAUAUUUAAUUCUUUUUUUCAGUCUAAUAGUUUGAUAAUAUAAAAUACUGAUUGUUUUUUUAUAUUGGUUGUCUGCUAGUUUAUUGUUAUCCUAUUUAUUCUGAAUUGUUUGGAGACUUUUAUGCUUGAAUUUCAACACACUUGUUUUUCAUUGUGUGUAUAUUUGGAAUAAUCUGUAUCGUUAGGCAGAACUGUAACAGAUAAUAAAUACCAAUACAACACAGUUGUAUUAUAAAAUGUUUUUAAAAAUACUACACAUUAAUAAACAGUUGAAAUGCC
Molecule: messenger RNA, 5095 nt
Organism: Pseudoliparis swirei
Lineage: Eukaryota; Metazoa; Chordata; Actinopteri; Perciformes; Liparidae
Product: protein shortage in chiasmata 1 ortholog
Exons: 27
Biological process (GO): resolution of meiotic recombination intermediates
Cellular component (GO): condensed nuclear chromosome
Molecular function (GO): ATP hydrolysis activity; single-stranded DNA binding
Source: RefSeq, a predicted model, not a curated record